Molecule: messenger RNA, 678 nt
Organism: Equus quagga
Lineage: Eukaryota; Metazoa; Chordata; Mammalia; Perissodactyla; Equidae
Product: proteoglycan 3-like
Exons: 5
Coding region: 1-678 (225 amino acids)
Biological process (GO): immune response
Source: RefSeq, a predicted model, not a curated record
AUGAAACACCCUCUGCUCCUGCCCCUUCUCCUGCUGGGGACAGUUGCUGCUCUUCAUCUGGAGAAUGAUGACCCCCAGUUGGACAUCCAAGUGACACAGGCAGACCUGAUCCAGGAUGUGGAAGGUUCAGGGGAGCAGGAGGGAGAGUUGGCCCUGAUAGAUGAGGUGAUUCAGUCAGAAGGAGAGGAGGCUGAUGUUUCCACCAAUCAAGACACCUUUGAGCAUGAGGAGGCCAUGGAGUCGGACCCAGCUGCCCUAGGUGAAGACUUACAGUGCCCCAGGGAAGAGGAAACAAUUCAAUUGUCUGGCCAUCCUGGGUGCAAGACUUGCCGCUACUUCUUGGUGCAAACUCCUAGGACGUUUAGAAAAGCUGAAAAUGUCUGCAGGAGGUGCUACGGAGGCAAUCUUGUCUCCAUACACAGCUCCGGCUUAAACAAUCGCCUCCAGUGCUUGAUCAGGGGGAUCAACCAAGUCCAGGUCUGGAUUGGAGGCAUCUUGAGAGGCUGGCGCUUCUGCAGGAGAUUUCGCUGGACUGAUGGGAGCCGCUGGAAUUUUAGAUACUGGGCCUCAGGGCAACAUAGAACUGGGAGAGGCUGCUACAUGGCUUUAUGCACCAGAGGGGGUCACUGGCGACGAGUUCCUUGCAGCAGGCACCUGCCCUUCAUCUGCUCCUCCUAA